AUGCCCUUCGUCCAAGCCAACAGCCACCGUCUCAACUAUGCCGACUCCCACCCCACCGGCCCUCCAACACCAACCGGCCUAACCUUCAUCUUCAUCCACGGCCUCGGCUCAUCGCAAAACUACUACUACCCCGUAAUCCCGCACCUCACAGAAUCCCACCGCUGCAUCACAAUCGAUACCUACGGCGCCGCCCGCUCCCCAUACACCAACGACGCAGUCUCAAUCCCCGGCAUCGCAGAGGAUGUCAUCGGCGUGCUGGACGCGCUGCAAAUCCCCAAGGCCGUCGCAGUCGGCCAUUCAAUGGGCGGACUCGUAGUGACAGAGCUGGGAGCCCGAUACCCCGAUCGCAUGCAGGGUAUUGUGGCGAUCGGACCGACGCACCCGUCUGAUAUGUUAGUGACGGUUAUGAACAAGAGAUCCGCGACUGUUCUGGAGGCCGGAAUGGAACCCAUGGCAAACACCAUUCCCUCUGGGGCUGUGGGCUCGCGCAGCACCCCGCUCCAGAAGGCUUUUAUCCGGGAGCUGAUCCUCGGUCAAGACGCGAAGGGAUAUGCGGCGCUGUGUCGCGCGAUUGCGUCCGCUCAGCCGCCUGACUAUGCGGCUGUUAAGGCGCCUUUCUUGCUUAUUGCGGGUGAGGAGGAUAAGUCUGCGUCUAUGGAGGGGUGUCAGUAUAUCUAUGAGCAUGUCUCGAGUCAGCAGAAGUCUCUGGAGGUGUUGAAGGGGGUUGGGCAUUGGCAUUGUAUUGAGGCUGCUGAUGAGGUGGGUGGGUUGAUUGCUAAGUUUGCGAAGGUUGCGAAGGCUUGA
Penicillium paradoxum is the source of this 804-nucleotide messenger RNA. RefSeq names its product alpha/beta fold hydrolase. The coding region runs from base 1 to 804 and encodes 267 amino acids. The transcript is spliced from 2 exons. The record is from RefSeq and is a predicted model, not a curated record. NCBI's taxonomy places the organism in Eukaryota, Fungi, Ascomycota, Eurotiomycetes, Eurotiales, Aspergillaceae.